AGAUGGUCGCGCCUGUUGCCGCUGUGUGUUGCUCUCCUUCCUGGUUAAAGACUUGCCUCCAGGCUGCCGACGUCGCCUCACAACCUCAGAGACCCCAAAAAGCCCGAGGAGUCCCACACUGCCGAAGAAUGCCAGUAGAUCUUUCCACUGCUGAGGAUUAAAGCGCCCCAGAGUGUCCCCUUUUUUUGCAAAUGGCUUGCUGCCUGAAGGACGAGCUCCUCUGUUCCAUCUGCCUGAGCAUCUACCAGGACCCCGUCAGCUUCGGCUGCGAGCAUUACUUCUGCCGCAAGUGCAUCACCGAGCACUGGAGCCGGCAGGAGCCCCACGGAGCGCGCGAUUGCCCCGAGUGCCGACGCACCUUCGCCGACCCACUGUUGUCCCCCAGCCUCAAGCUCUCCAACAUUGUGGAGCGCUAUUCGGCAUUCCCCUUGGACGCCAUCCUCAACGCUCAGAGGAGCCCGUACCCCUGCAAGGACCACGAAAAGGUCAAGCUCUUCUGUCUCACCGACAAAAGCCUGGUGUGCUUCUUCUGUGACGAGCCGGCGCUUCACGAGCAGCACCAGGUCACCACUAUCGACGAGGCUUACGAGGAGAUCCAGAGGGAGAUGAAGGAGCAGCUGGCCACCCUACAGGACAGCGAGAAGGGUCACACCGAGGCCCUGCAGCUCUUGCAGAGACAACUCACUGAGACCAAGUCCUCAGCCAAAGGUCUCCGCGCCACCAUUGGCGACGCCUUCGAGCGCCUCCACCGCUUCCUGCGCGAGCGUCAGAAGUGCAUGCUGGAGGAGCUGGAGAUGGACACGGCGCGCAAGCUCACCGACAUCGAGCACAAGAUCCAGCGCUACAGCCAGCAGCUGCGUGACGUCAAGGAGGGCAUCCAGAUCCUGCAGGAGCGCCUCGACGAGACGGGGCGGCACGACUUCCUGGAGGGGGUGGCCGUCACGUCCGAUAGGAUUAAAGGGAAGAUUCAUGAGACCAAUCUGACCUAUGAAGACUUCCCCACAUCCAAGUACAUGGGACCCCUGCAGUACACCAUAUGGAAGUCCCUUUUCCAGGACAUCUCUCCAGUUCCUGCUGCGCUGACCCUUGACCCCAUCACGGCCCACCAAAGACUCAUCCUGUCAGACGACUGCACCAUCGUGGCUUACGGCAACCUGCACCCGCAGCCGCUGCAGGACUCGCCGCGCCGCUUCGACGUGGAGGUGUCGGUCCUGGGCGCCGAGGGCCUGGCGUCGGGCGUCCACUACUGGGAGGUGAUGGUGUCGGAGAAGACCCAGUGGAUGAUCGGCGUGGCCAGCGAGACGGUCAGUCGCAAGGGGAGCAUCCAGAUCCAGCCGGGCCGCGGCUUCUACUGCAUCGUCAUGCAUGACGGCAACCAGUACAGCGCCUGCACCGAGCCGUGGACCCGCCUCAACGUCAAGAGCAAGCUGGAGAAGGUGGGCGUCUACCUGGACUACCCCAAGGGUCUCCUCAUCUUCUACAACGCCGACGACAUGUCCUGGCUCUACACCUACCGGGAGAAGUUCCCCGCCAAGGUCUUCCCUUACUUCAGUCCGGGUCAGAGCCACGCCAACGGCAAGAACGUGCAGCCGCUGCGAAUCAACACCGUGCGCCUUUAGAGGAGGCCCGCCAAACAAAGAUGUCCGUUUUAACUUGUUAAGGUCCGCCGUUAGAUGGAGACAAAGGGGCGCCCUUAGGGAGGGGAAUUGGGGUUCCUCGUCCAACUUGAGUAACAAUUGAAGGUUUGACUGGUGUCAGCGUUUUCUGCACUUUUUGACUUUAGCCCGCUCCCCCUGCUGGACACUUGGCGUCAUUACAAGGAUGCCACGCCCCUGCGCGGUCGUAGUAACUUCCAUUCAUCCAUUUUCUGUACUCUAUCCACCCCGGACUGGUCUCCAGCCAAUUUACAGGGAAUCUCUGCGGUGGUCACAUGUCUCCAAAAAAAACAAUAAGAAGGCCCUGACUGAGAUUCGAACCCUGGAUCUCCUAACCACUUAAAAGAGUAAAUGAUUGAGGCCUCUAGUUAUGCUGCUAUUGACAGAAAGGACUUAGACAAUUACAAACCCCGUUUCCAUAUGAGUUGGGAAAUUGUGUGAGAUGUAAAUAUAAACGGAAUACGAUGAUUUACAAAUCCUUUUCAACCCAUAUUCAGUUGAAUGCACUAAAAAUAUAAGAUAUUUGAUGUUCAAGCUCGUGGGCUUCACGGUGGCAGAGGGGUUAGUGCGUCUGCCUCACAAUACGAAGCUCCUGCAGUCCUGGGUUCAAAUCCAGGCACGGGAUCUUUCUGUGAGGAGUUUGCAUGUCCUCCCCGUGAAUGCGUGGGUUCCCUCCGGGUACUCCGGCUUCCUCCCACUUCCAAAGACAUGCACCUGGGGAUAGGUUGAUUGGCAACACUAAAUUGGCCCUAGUGUGUGAAUGUGAGUGUGAAUGUUGUCUGUCUAUCUGUGUUGGCCCUGCGAUGAGGUGGCGACUUGUCCAGGGUGUACCCCGCCUUCCGCCCGAUUGUAGCUGAGAUAGGCGCCAGUGCCCCCCGCGACUCCAAAAGGGAAUAAGCGGUAGAAAUGGAUGGAUGGAUGUUCAAACUCAUAAACUUUAUUUUUUUUGCAAAUAAUUAACUUAGAAUUUCAUGGCUGCAACACGUACCGAAGUAGUUGGGAAAGGGCAUGUUCACCACUGUGUUACAUCACCUUUUCUUUUAACAACACUCAAUAAACGUUUGGGAACUGAGGAAACUAAUUGUUGAAGCUUUGAAAGUGGAAUUCUUUCCCAUUCUUGUUUUCUGUAGAGCUUCAGUCGUUCAACAGUCCGGGGUCUCCGCUGUUGUAUUUUACGCUUCAUAAUGCGCCACACAUUUUCAAUGGGAGACAGGUCUGGACUGCAGGCGGGCCAGGAAAGUACCCGCCAUCUUUUACUACGCAACCAUGUAACACGUGGCUUGGCAUUGUCUUGCUGAUAACGUUGCUUGGAUGACAAAGUAUGUUGCUCCAAAACCUGUAUGGACCAUUCAGCAUUAAUGGUACCUUCACAGAUGUGUAAGUUACCCAUACCUUGGGCACUAAUACGUCCGCAUACCAUCACAGGUGCUGACUUUUGAACUUUGCGCCUACAAUAAUCCAGAUGGUUCUUUUCCUCUUUGGUCCAGAGGACACCAUGUCCACAGUUUCCAAAAACAAUUUGAAAUGUGCACUCGUCAGACCACAGAACGCGUUUCCACUUUGCAUCAGUCCAUCUUAGAUGAGCUUGGGCCCAGCUAAGCCGAUGGCGUUUGUGGGUGUUGUUGAUAUAUGGCUUUCACUUUGCAUAGUAGAAUUUGAACUUGAACUUACAGAUGUAGUAACGAACUAGAGUUACUGACAGUGGUUUUCUGAAGUGUUCCUGAGCCCAUGUGAUGAUAUCCUUUACACACUGAUGUCGCUUUUUGAUGCAGUACCGCCUGAGGGAUCAAACGGUCCGUAAUAUCAUCGCUUACGUGCAGUGAUUUCUCCAGAUUCUCUGAACCUUUUGAUGAUUUUACGGACCGUGGAUGGUAAAAUCCCUAAAUUCCUUUCAAUAGCUCGUUGAGAAAUGUUGUUCUAAAACUGUUCGACAAUUUGCUUACAAAUUGGUGACCCUCGCCCCAUCCUUGUUUAGGAAUUACUUAGCAUUUCAUGGAAGCUGUUUUUAUACCCAAUCAUGGCACCCACCUGUUCCCAAUUAGCCUGCACACCUGUUGGAUGUUCCAAAUAAGUGUUUGAUGAGAAUUUCUCAAUUUUAUCAGUAUUUAUCGCCACCUUUCCCAACUUCUUUGUCACGUGUUGCUGGCAUCAAAUUCUAAAGUUAAUGAUUAUUUGCAAAAAAAAAAAAAAAAAGUUUAUCAGUUUGAACAUCAAAUAUGUUGUCUUUGUAGCCUAUUCAACUGAAUAUGGGUUGAAAAGGAUUUGCAAAUGAUUGUAUUCCGUUUAUAUUUACAUCUAACACAAUUUCCCAACUCAUAUGGAAACGGGGUUUGUAGUUGCAAAGACUUUUUGCUUGAUGACGGCCAUGUUUUUCCAUGAAUGCGGGGUAGCGGUGAUGGUGUGGUGCACUUGCUGAGCACUCUUGCGAGAUGUUCUCGUAUUUGUCUUGUCCUCGUGCCUCAAAGCAGAUUCAUCAGCACAUGUCCUGCAGAUUGUCCACUGAGAGCCUCUUGUCCAACAUGUUUGUCCCCCUCUUCUCCUUUGCUCUCCUCUCCAGUCCUGCAACAAGCCCACCGGGACCUCCGUGCACGUCCUUCAGCCUUGCCAAAAAGUCUAAACGACGACAUACUUCAUUCGUCCUUCCGCCGUGUUGCACCUUUUACUCGUCAGGACGAGCGUGUGAGUAAGAACAUUCCAAAUCUUUUCUUUGUGUGGUUGUUGUUUCUUUAAGUUACAGGGUUUCCGAUGUACAAUCCACUGGUCUGCUUUAAAACCGACAUCCAGGUUGCUGCUUUGUGAUUGAAGCAAAGCAUUCUGGGACAUUUUUGUGUGUCAAUGGGCCAUUCCACUCAAACGCUGCCAUUUGUGUCCUCAGGAAAUUAAAUACAUGAAUGGCCUGUAAAAAAAGACAUGUCCUCCAUGUUAUGAUUGCAAAUGUAACCAUUUAAAAUGUGAAUAAUAACAACCUUGAAAACGAGCUUUAGUUGCCUGUCCUCACUUCCAAUAAGGAGACUAUCCAUGAACUACAGUAAUGUAAAUCCUUCAGAAAUAUAUUUUUUACAUAUAUGUCUUACUCAUCAUACUUUUUCUUUAAAGAAAAAUAAAAUUCACUUUUUACUCAGUCCCAAACGCUGUUCCUGUAACGCAGGGGUGUCCAAACUACGGUCUUCACUUUGCCCCACAAGACGUCCUGAAUGUUUACAAGGAACCUGGUAGCUUUAUAUUUAUUUUUAAUAUCUGACAAUUUUAGUGCUACGACUUGUAGACAACAUGAGUAUUUCAGUACAAUGACCAUGAAUUUUGGCUUGAAGUGAACGGAGCACAAUAUUUACUUCAGUGACCCAAUCCAAACAACCUUCCCUAGUCAUGGCGCAAAACGAAAAAUGCUACCAACACAAAAUGUCAACACUGGUGGUGACACAUAACAACUGAACUUUGUGGAUAUUAUUAAAAAGAAACACGCAAUAUUGAAACAAUUCUAAAUGACACCCAUUUAAUGCAAUGCAUGAUGGGGAAAAUGCAAAGCACUUUUUCCGCAUGUAUCCAUGUUUGGCACAUUUUAGCUGCUUGAUAUUUUCUGAUUGAGUACAAAAAAGGAGGUUGUCACGGACGUAAACGAGGUAGGAGUCGAACGCUCACUUAUUCUUAAUAUCCAAUUAUAUUAAUUAUAUGUCCCUUAUAUUGAUAUUUACACAUAUAUCUAUAGGCUGUGUGCGUGUGCAUAUAUAUACGUAUAUGUAAACAUACAUCCAUGUAUGAAUAUGUAUGUGUACGUCUGUGUGUGUGUGUGUGUGUAUAUAUAUAUAUAUGUAUGUAUGUUUGUGUAUAUAUAUAUACUAUAUGUGUAUAUAUAUAUAUAUAUACUAUAUGUAUGUGUAUGUGUGUAUACAUGUAUAUAUAUAUACUAUAUGUAUAUGUGUGUGUGUGUGUAUACAUGUAUGUAUACAUGUAUAUAUAUAUACUGUAUGUAUGUUUCCAUGUAUAUGUAUAUACAGUAUAUGUAUGUAUACAUACAUGUAUAUGUAUAUAUGUAUGUAUACAUAUUUAUAUAUGUAAACAUGUAUAUAUGUAUGUAUACAUGUAUAUGUGUAUGUAUAUAUAUGUAUGCAUACAUGUAUAUAUGUAUGUAUGUAUGCAUACAUGUAUGUAUGUGUGUAUGUAUGUAUAUAUAUAUGUAUGUAUGUAUAUAUAUGUAUGUAUGUAUAUAUGUGUAUGUAUGAAUGUAUACAUGUAUGUAUAUAUAUGUAUGUAUGUAUGUAUAUAUAUAUGUAUAUAUAUAUGUAUGUAUAUAUGUCUGUGUGUGUAUACAUGUGUAUAUAUAUAUAUAUAUACUCUAUAUGUAUAUAUGUGUGUGUGUAUUUAUAUAUAUGUAUGUGUGGAUGUAUAUAUGUAUGUGUAUGUAAAUAUAUACGUGUGUAUCUGUGUAUAUAUAUAUAUAUAUGUGUGUGUGUGUGUGUGUAUGUAUUUAUGUAUAUAUAAUAUAUAUACAUAUAUAUACACACAUACAGUAUAUACACACACACACACGUGUGUAUAUAUGUAUGUAUACAUGUAUGUAUAUAUAUGUAUGUAUGUAUACAUGUAUACACAUGUAUACAUGUAUACAUAUAUGUAUGUAUGUAUAUAUGUCUGUGUGUGUAUACAUGUGUAUAUAUAUAUGUAUAUCCUCUAUAUGUAUAUAUAUAUGUAUGUGUGUGUGUAUAUGACUGUGUAUAUAUGUAUAUGUGUGUGUAUUUAUAUAUAUGUAUGUGUAUGUAAAUAUAUACAUAUGUGUAUGUAUGUGUAUAUAUAUAUGUGUGUGUGUGUGUGUGUGUGUAUAUAUAUAUAUGUGUGUGUAUUUAGGUAUAUAUAUAAUAUAUAUACAUAUAUAGACACACAUACAGUAUACACACACACACACACACGUGUGUGUGUGUAUAUAUAUUUAUGUGUGUAUAUAUAACAUGUAUAUGUGUAUGUGUGUAUAUAUUUAUAUAUAUGUGUGUGUAUAUAUAUAUAUUUUUUGUAUAUAUGUAUAUGUAUAUAUUUGUAUAUAUAUAUAUAUAUAUAUAUAUAUGAUGUGUGUAUAUAUCUGUGUGUAUAUAUAUAUUUGUGUAUAUAUAUUUAUAUAUAUAUAUAAUGUGUAUAUAUAUAUAUGUAUAUGUGUAUAUGUAUGUAUGUUACUUUACAUGCAUUCAGCUUUCUGCCCUCGAACACAUUUUGUUUUAGUCCAAUGUGGCCCCCAAGUCAAAAAGUUUGGACACCCCUGCUAAAAGGCAUUAUAGGGAAUAUUCCACAAGUCACAUGGUCCACAGGAAGUUGUGUAAUGUCCUCUGCAGGCCAUGUAAAUACCAACCAAAAAAGUUUACAUAUAAUUAAGGAUGUGUUGAAAUCCCAACACAGUCCUGUUCCCCACAUUCUUUUUGUUCUUUAUUUGUGUUGAAUCAACAUGCUUGUUGCAUAAAUGCCACGUGGCUAUAUUUCCUCCAAUGUCUAAUUCUAUGCUAAAAUCUCCCGUUACUUUCAGUUCUGUUGCUUAAAUGAGUGGUCUUGUCAUAGGAAACUAGUAGGAAAAUAAACGUGCCUGAGAUGGGCCAAUAGCACACUGUCGGAUUUACACUUGAAUGUUUCCAGUUGCAACAAGCAAAUGAGGCUGAAUUAGUGGAAUGGCCCAAGUGUAUAUUUGGAAUGAGAUUAAUGUGAGGGUGCCAUCAAACAGCUGUGACACUUUUAAUGACGGCGUUCUUGAGGAUUGUGUCCUUAGUUAGGGAUGCUUGUUGUGUGAACACUCCUGCUGGAGCUUUGUGGGAACUUUAAUGUAUUAAUAAACCAUCCGCUGUUUUCUGUGUG
Nerophis ophidion (straightnose pipefish) is the source of this 7484-nucleotide messenger RNA. It is a transcript of the gene trim62.1, whose product is annotated as tripartite motif containing 62, tandem duplicate 1. The record is from RefSeq and is a predicted model, not a curated record. The coding region runs from base 192 to 1619 and encodes 475 amino acids. Gene Ontology annotation, biological process: positive regulation of canonical NF-kappaB signal transduction; innate immune response. Lineage: Eukaryota; Metazoa; Chordata; Actinopteri; Syngnathiformes; Syngnathidae. The transcript has 6 exons. Gene Ontology annotation, molecular function: protein binding; zinc ion binding.